Molecule: messenger RNA, 3933 nt
Organism: Oryzias melastigma (Indian medaka)
Lineage: Eukaryota; Metazoa; Chordata; Actinopteri; Beloniformes; Adrianichthyidae
Gene: znf408
Product: zinc finger protein 408
Exons: 9
Coding region: 817-3018 (733 amino acids)
Biological process (GO): regulation of transcription by RNA polymerase II
Cellular component (GO): nucleus
Molecular function (GO): RNA polymerase II transcription regulatory region sequence-specific DNA binding; DNA-binding transcription factor activity, RNA polymerase II-specific
Source: RefSeq, a predicted model, not a curated record
AAUAACAAUGACCGAUAGACACGAUGAUGACAGAAGACUCACAUGAACACGCACGUGCACGGCUAAGGGGAACAUUAGAAACUUUAAUGAAAAGUAUUAAAAGCUUUUAGAAUGAUAGAGGCGGGAUUCUGCCGAACCUCUGACCCGUCUGUUAGAUUGUGUGGGCCGGCGCGUGUUUCCCUGCGUGACAACGACAGGUUUCUGACAAGCAUUUAUCCAAAGGCUCUUCCAGCUGAGAAAGUCUUCGUCAAAGACCAGACUGGAUUUGGACCCCGAACAGCUGACUGGAAGAAUAGAGAAGACCGUCAGGAAUACACUACUCACAAGACGUUAGAGAUAUUUUGAUUUCCAUGAUGCUCUGAAUUUUAAUGAAAUUUCCCUGUGAUAUAACUAAUGAUAAAUGAGAAGAAACACUAUGUUCAUCAGUUUGAUAUGUAUUAUUCCCAAAUUAAAGACAAUAAUGAAUUUAGCCCCAAAUAACAAACAUUGACCAUGUCAAUAUUGAGUAUUUCCACCAUUUGCUGCAAUGACACUUUGACAGUGACCUCUCCUGCUCCUCUCUAGACUCAUGUUGUUGUUCUGAGAGGUCCACUCAUGCAGGGUGGGGUCUGAACAUCCAGUCUCUGUUUCUACUGGCCCCAGACGUGCUCUAUGGGUCAUUGCUAGCUAAGCCACAUGAGCCACUCCCACUUCCUGGAGUGCAGCUGUGACAAUUCUGGAACCAUCUGAUGGAGCAUUAUCAUCCAUGAGCAGAAUGUUGGGGGUGGAAUUAGGGGAUGACGAUGUCUCUGAGGUCGGAACUGCAAAGAAUGGUUGAUGGCCUGUCCCGGUACCCCCUCCCUGCCUGAAAUCACCGCCCUGCUCUCCUCACUGCUCCCCUGUGGCUUCGCUGUGGGACCGUCCCAGCACUGUGGAGGCCGCCUGGGCCUGUGGUGGGUGGGCCGGCCGCUGAAGGCCGGGUCACUGCUGGGGAGGAACGGUGACACAGACCCCUCCAGUCAUUGCUCAGAGCGGGUCACCCACAGGCAGGAUUCCCCCCCCACUGCAGAAAGCACAGCGUCACAAGAAGGGAAGGUCCAGACAGGAACUCUUGAAGCUCCACCCCAAACGGCCUUGUGGGUCAGCUUUGCCUGUCAGGUGCAGUACCCAGCUCAGCAGAACGUGGCAGUGCAGUGUGCUUGUGCGCUGGAGUGUGGAGGUGUCUGCACGGGUGCACGUCUGCGAGCAUGUCAGGAUAUCCAGGCGGGGGCGGAGCUGCUGCUCUAUGGAGACCCUCAGGACAAAAGCCAGAGCACAGACCUCCCCAGGGGGUGUGCUGGACUCACAGAAGAUGAUGUGAGAUUUGUCAACGAGGAUGACCCUGAAGAAGCUGAGGAGGUGCAAAAGCUCACAGCUCCUCAGACACAUCAGCCCUCAAAGAGGAGUCACCCACUCCCCAUCAGGAGGAGGAGGAGGGCGACGGCCUGGAGGCAGGACGAUGGGACGCUCGCAGCAGCAGAUCCUGCUUCUGCUGGACCCGUGGAAGCUCCUGGCCCCACCCCUUCUGUCCGCUCCAGCUCCCGGCUGGCUGCCAAACCGCGGCGGAGCCACUGUCCCGCUGCUCGGGUGAGGCGCGCCCCCACCCAGUCUGACUGCUUGCCAACAGCAGAGGGGGGAGAGGGGAGUGAGAAGCCAGCUGUUUCCUCCCAAAAGGACGCCUCAGCAGCACCUCCUGCUGCAGACGCACCGCUGGGUCAUGUAGGAGUCAGAGAGCGACGCUACAGGUGUUCCAGCUGUGGGAAAAGGUUCUUCCAGGUGGGUCAUUUGAAGAAGCAUCAGUUCAGCCACACAGAGGAGAAGCCCUUCACCUGCCAGGAUUGUGGGAAACACUACACAUCUGCAGAGAGCUUCAGAGCCCAUCAGCUGAGUCACCGAGGGGAGCGGCCCUUCUCCUGCUCUCACUGUGAGAAGACCUAUGGCCUGAAGCGGGACCUAAAGGAGCACCUGGUGCUGCACACUGGAGAAAAGCCCUACAGCUGUAAUCAGUGUGGUAAAGCGUUUGCUCGCCGCCCCUCCCUGCGUGUGCACCGGCUCCUGCACUGCAGCAGACGCGUCUACCCGCAGCCCCCAAAGCUUCAGUGUACAGUCUGCACCAAACUGCUGGCCAACUCGGGCUCCUUGAGGAACCACAUGAAGCUCCACAGCGGAGAGAAGCCUCACAGCUGCCAGCACUGUGGGAAGAGCUUCAGCCAGAAAGGUAACCUGGAGUGUCACCUGAGGAUUCACAGUGGAGAGAAGCCAUUUUCCUGUUCUGAGUGCAACCAGUCGUUCUCCCAGAAACCUGAUCUCCAGCGGCACAUGUUCUCCCACACCGGAGGGGGGUUCCUUUGCAGUUACUGUGGGAAAUCCUUACGGGACCCCCACAGUCUGAGGUCCCACGAGAGGCUGCACACUGGAGAGAGACCCCAUCACUGCUCUGUGUGUGGGAAAGGCUACACUUUAGCCACCAAGCUGAGGAGGCACAUGACAUCCUCCCACCUGAAGGAGAAACCGUACGUCUGCCACUGCGGCGCCACCUACACGGUGAGGCAAAGUCUGCUGAGACACCAAGCUCAGCACAGGACGCCUGUUCCCAGUGGGGAGGGAGGGGCCACGGCGUCGGGCGGCGGUCACCAGAGGCCGGUCAGAGGGAGGCCGAGGAAGAACCUUUCCCCCCAGGAGAAGGAGGAGCUGAAGUCUGGGAGUGUUCAGAACUCGUCUGAGGGGGAGGGCGGUGCUGCAGGCGGCGUCCAACAUGCGCUUGUUUACGUCCACGCAGAACACCUGUCUGCAUCGACCCCUGCCUCACUGCUCCUCAGCGCUGACGGUUCGGUGACUGAGGGGGCGGAGCCCGGGCUGGUGGAGGUGCUGAUAUCAGAGGGCUCGGAGCAGUGCAUUGUGGUCCAGGGGGAGCAGGCAGUGGGGGAGCUGCUGAUCCUGGAGGAGGAGGACAGUGGCCUCUGCUCGGUGGCUCAGACGGUGGAGAUAAACACAGCGUGAACUGUGGGCGUGAGCACGGCGCCAUGCAGACCCUGCAGGGACAGACACCCUCUGUUUGGAGGAGAGGGUGCAGAUUUCACGUAAACACUGAUUCAUCGUGGUGAAGUGAACACGUCCUGAAUCGGAUCAGGAGAUCACAGGAGAUCACACGAGAUCACACCUGUUCAAGAUUCUUCAUGAAAAGAGAGAAAACACUUUUUAGGAAGUCCUGCCCAAAGCGCUGCUCUGUUGCACGUUUAUUUCUCACUAAACUUCUGUUCAUCAUGUUUCUGGAAUCAUGGAAGUUAAAGUAAGCUCCGCCCCCUCAGCAUGGGAGCAUCCCACCUGCUUCCUGUUCUGGCAGGAGGUGUAUUGGUGUGAAAGAGGAACGCUGUGUAAUGGAGGUCUGCUGAAGAUGAAGCCAAAGAGCCAUUUAGGAGCUCAGAAAAACCUCUCUGACGUUUGAGGCGGGGAGCAGAAUGGGACUGCCCACAGACUUAUACUUCUUUUGCUCUGAAUUAUUGAGACCGUCUGUGAUCCAGCAGAAGGCUUCUCUCGUUCAGCAGCUUCUCUGCAGUAGUGACUCGUCAAAGUACUGCGCCCCCACCGUUAGCUUCCCAAGAGAAGUGCCCUCUUCACUGGUAAAUGACAUUCUAUUGAACAGCCAACAUCAUUUUCAAUAAUGUGUCACUUUGUGAAGCUGUGAGAGCCAGAUUACCUUCAGUAGCAUUCUGUGAACUCCAGUCUUUAGUUGAGCCUCAUGUCUUUGAUUUCCUGUUUGCUCUCUGUUUCUGGAAUCUUCUCUGAGCUCAGAUCUCCAGGAUUAAAGCAAAAGGAGAACAGGAAAUCUAUAUUUCUGUUAUUUUUUGAGACAAAAGCACUAAAACCAGAGAAUUAUGUCGGUUUUAUUAAAGCUCCUUCAAUUGUUGUUGCUAA